Messenger RNA from Monosiga brevicollis MX1, 1929 nucleotides. RefSeq lists its product as uncharacterized. Bases 180 to 1850 code for a protein of 556 amino acids. NCBI's taxonomy places the organism in Eukaryota, Choanoflagellata, Craspedida, Salpingoecidae. The record is from RefSeq and is a predicted model, not a curated record. The transcript has a single exon.
GCCCUGGAGCUGCUUUUUUUCACCGAAUGCAGAUUCUCUUAUCUUAGCCUGUGUACCAGCCCUCGGCGCUGAGAGUGCUGCCGGUGAUCCAUUUGUUCCAUUGAAGCCUGCGCCAGCACCCCGUGCAGCCAAGCGCUCACGUCCCCCUUGCCACCCUUUCCCCCACCAUCGCCAUCACCAUGAACAGCCUGGGCAUUAAGGUUUGCCGGCGUUAUCAGUGCUGUCAGCUUUGGGCCUUCUUGCUCGGCUUGGUUACCUUAUUCGGGGUGGCUCAGGCCGUGCCAACCAUCGUGGCGCGGCGUGAUGUCGCAAAUUUGUAUGGUCGCAUACGUGUCACAACUGCUUCCUCGGUCUCCCCAGCGGCUGAUGCAUGGGCAGUGUUUGCGGAAUAUGCCAUGCCCAUCGCCCCCAUUGUCGGGCCUCUCGUGGCAGCGAGUCACCCUUUGCAGUGUGCCAUGUCCCCCGACCCUGACCUGCAAGAGCUCUUGGCCAGCAGCGCCUCCAAUAACCCCAUUGUGGUAGCCCCGGCCAAUUUUUCAGCCACCUGCACUCCCUAUCAGCUAGCUCGUCAACUCCGCAAAGCCGGCGCCGCCGCGCUCAUUAGCAUCCCGCAAGAUUCGUUCCAAAGCUAUGCUCGCGUCCUCCAACGCACCGCCACCGAGGUGGAGCUGCCCGUCUGGACCGACUUUGCACACGUCUCCGUGACGGGACCGGAUGGGGCCAAUCUCUGGCGGCUGGCGCUGUCUGGAGCCAACGCACGCCCCACUGCGUCCUUUCACCCAUCAGGCGUAGCCUCGAGCGUUGCCCCUGCUACCACCGAGGAUGGCAGCGCAACUGAUGCCUUACCACACAACGGCUUUGCCUUUCAUGCCGCGUUGAUCUUAGCCAUCCUCGCUCUUUUGACCGUGGUCUGCGUCAUCACAGUCUUCAUUGCAAAACGACGUCGCUACUAUUUUUCAAACUGGAACCAGGCCGAACAGGGAACCGUGCAUCGCCAGCGGGCCCUGUUGAUCCGCCAUGCCAUGGCCGUGAUCUGUCACUCUGAUCGUGUUCGCACUCUGCCCGCAUCACUGGAUGAAAAGCCCGCCUCAGAUUUAGGCCCCAUUCCGUUGUCUUCACGCCCUCCCGCUUCCCCUGCCUCGUCGACUGCGCCCGCAUCGCCAUCGCUGCUGACCCCCCUAAGCCCCGCCUUGACAUCCAUGCUCACCCGGGCGCCUGAUACCAAAUCAGACGACUCGGGCUCGACAGAAUGUGUCAUCUGCAUUGACGAUCUGGGGCCGCACUGCCUUGAGCUACCGUGCACUCAUCGCUUUCACAAAGAUUGCAUUCUCACCUGGCUCACUGAUCACUACACCUGUCCGCUGUGCAAGUUCCAUCUGCUUCUGAACCGCCCAGCGAGUUUGCUGGCUCGUCUCAGCGAUACCACCUUGCAUGAGCUCACCAUUCUGGUGGCCCGUGAGGUGGUCCUGUCGGGCGAUGCCAAUCUGCCCAUUCGAAACGUGGAUGCCGUCAUUGAUUUUCUACAGGUGGACGACGGAGAAGCCGAGCCUGACGUUUUGCACCAGUCUCGUCAGGACAAUUCCUCGGCUCUUACCCCCUCUUCUGGUGCUGACACCGUAUCCUCGAGGUCUUCCACGCGCCCAGCCCCCCCCACCGGCCAACUUCAGCACGCGCUUGCCUCGGUCGAUGGCGGGCAACUUUUCCCUCCUACCUCGCUGCUCGGCCGUGCCCGUGCGGGCGCGUCAGCUGUCCAUACCGAGGUGCUGCUGGAUGCGCGCACUCGGGAACUGGAAUGGGACGACAACGAGCUUCCCAGCCAACAGGGUGCCACGGCCUCAGUGAUCUGCUAAAAAUUACAGCGUGGUAGGGCCAAGUAGUAUAAUUAGAUGCCCGAAUGUUUUAAUCUCAGAUAAUUGACUCUUGAUCAUC